GAGCGUUUGUCGACGAAGAAACCAGGAAAUGUAAACAGACCACCACUGUGGCUCAAUGAACGGACUUUAGCAUUUCCCCCUUAUUUUCCUGCAAAAAAAAAUCACAUUUUCUGCACUCGGAACAUGGAAACGUGGAGUCUCGUGUCCAUCUGUGUUUUGCUCUGUGUGACUGUGAGAUGGGGCGUUUCGUUAAAUUCGUAUUCAGGGGCGGGAAAACCACCCAUGUUCGGCGACUAUGAAGCCCAGCGACACUGGCAAGAAGUGACCUACAACCUCCCUGUUCAGGAGUGGUACUUCAACACUACUGACAAUGACUUGAACUACUGGGGUCUUGACUACCCUCCUCUCACUGCCUACCACAGUCUGCUCUGCGCUCAUAUAGCCAAGCUGAUAAAUCCUGAAUGGGUGGAACUGCACAAAUCUAGAGGAUAUGAAAGUUCAGCGCACAAGUUAUUCAUGAGAGCAACAGUCCUGGUUGCAGAUUUGUUGAUAUACAUCCCUGCUGCCGUUUUGUACUGUUUCUAUCUAAGUGAUGGAUCCUCUAAGAAGAAGGUUUGCACUCUCCUCUGCUUCCUGCUCUACCCAGGGCUAAUUCUCAUUGACUAUGGGCAUUUCCAGUACAAUGGAGUGAGCCUGGGCUUGGCCUUGUGGGGGGUUCUGGCUCUGGGUCUGGGCUGGGAUGCGCUGGGCUCCAUGGCCUUUUCCCUGGCUCUCAACUAUAAACAGAUGGAGCUCUACCAUGCCCUGCCCUUCUUCUGCUACCUGCUGGGCAAGUCUGUCAAACAGGGUCUGAUGGGGCGAGGGCUGUUCCUGCUGGUGAAGAUCGCUGUAACAGUGGUGGUGACUUUUGCCCUCUGCUGGCUGCCCUUCUUGUCCGACCCCAGUCAGGCCUUGCAGGUUGUCAGGAGGAUCUUUCCCGUGGCUCGGGGUCUGUUUGAGGAUAAGGUGGCCAACACAUGGUGCAGCUUGAACGUCCUGAUAAAGAUCAGAAGCGUCCUGUCCGCUGAUUCCCAGCUCUACCUCAGUUUUGCCUGCACUCUGCUAGCCGUCCUACCUUCAUCCAUCAGGCUUCUGACUAAGCCCACCUUCUGGCAGUUCAAACUGGCCUUGGUGAAUUCGUCUCUGGCAUUUUUCCUCUUCUCCUACCAAGUCCACGAGAAGUCCAUCCUCUUGGCUUCCCUGCCAGUUUGCCUCCUGCUGAAUGACCUGCCCCUGAUGGCUAUUUGGUUCCUACAGGCCUCUACAUUUAGCAUGAUGCCUCUGUUUCUGAAGGAUGGUCUGCUGGUGCCCUAUGUGGUGACCUCCCUGGCCUUUCUCCUCCUCAGCACAUACCUGUUCUCCGCUCUGGAGCACAGCUCAGAGGACGAGCUGAGGCUGGGAGGCUACCGCAAGCUCUUUUUCUGCCUACCCAGUCUGGACCUGGCCUGUAUAGUAAGAUGGAAGUUCUACAUCAGCAUCGUAGCCAUGGCUGCUUUGACCUUCACUACCGUGGCGAUGGCCCCUCCACCUCGACUCCCAGAUUUUUUCCCAGUGUUGGUGUCUGUCUUUGCUUUCCUUCACUUCUUGGGAACUUUAAUCUACUUCAACAUCGUCCAAUUCAGCAGCCCACCCAGCAGAAAGAGUCAGAAAAAGAAUAAUUGAAGUGGUGCCAAAGGUGGGGAUGUACACUUUAAGAUGACUUGCACUACCUUUAGUCCAGAUAAGACAAUGUUACCAGUUGUGGCAUGUCUGAUCUUAAUUUGUGAGGUUGCAGGUUUCAGUCAUGCUACUGUGUCGCCCAGGUGAAUUAACACAAAUGCCUAAUACGAGGGACGCAAAAUGAGUACUUGAAAAUGACACUUCAGAGGUGCUGCGACAUUAAGUUAAAGGAAAUUCCAGUACUAGUUCAGCCCACAGAUGUUCAGAGGUCAGAGUGCUUGUUGCCUCCCUUCAAGGAACCAGUUUUCAGCAAAUGAGUAGAAAAAAAAAAAUAAAGAGUUGCUGUGGCCAGACACUAGUUAAAGAAUGUUCAGUUUUCUAACCUUAAAUCUGGACAUCUUAUAGUGUACAUCAACUGUUAUUCAGCAAACCAGGACCAAUGCAGUGGGACUUGGUAACACACAACAAUAACGGUUCCUCAUUCUGUAUUCAUGUGAACUUUUUAAAAAGUUUUCUAUAUUUUGUACAUCGUUAAAAUUAUUUUGUACUGUUUUGUUUUUAAAUAAAAUUUCUUUGAUGACAUGAAAAUGAA
Molecule: messenger RNA, 2230 nt
Organism: Myripristis murdjan (pinecone soldierfish)
Lineage: Eukaryota; Metazoa; Chordata; Actinopteri; Holocentriformes; Holocentridae
Gene: alg6
Product: ALG6 alpha-1,3-glucosyltransferase
Exons: 14
Coding region: 124-1641 (505 amino acids)
Biological process (GO): dolichol-linked oligosaccharide biosynthetic process; protein N-linked glycosylation
Cellular component (GO): endoplasmic reticulum membrane
Molecular function (GO): dolichyl pyrophosphate Man9GlcNAc2 alpha-1,3-glucosyltransferase activity
Source: RefSeq, a predicted model, not a curated record